CCAGGGCACAAUGUGUGGAUCAUGUUCAUCUGACAGACCUGCUCUCUGCUCUUCUCCUGCUCUCUCACAGCCUGCUGCUCUCCUGAGGUUCCUUUCCCGGUGUAACUGUCAGAGCAUAAUGGUGGCAUUUAAAGGGGUCUGGACCAAGGACUUCUGGAGGGCUGUGUCUGGAGAAUACCUGGCCACUCUCAUCUUUGUCCUUCUCGGUCUGGGCUCCACCAUCAACUGGGCUGCAGGGGAGGAGAAGCCUCCCCCAGCUGACCUCGUCCUUAUCUCCCUGUGCUUUGGGCUGAGCAUCGCCACCAUGGUGCAGUGCUUCGGCCACAUCAGCGGUGGACACAUAAACCCUGCGGUCACGGCGGCUAUGGUUGUAACUAGAAAGCUGAGCCUGGCAAAGGCAUUGUUCUAUGUGGUGGCUCAGUGCCUGGGAGCUGUUACAGGAGCAGGGAUCCUCUACUUCGUCACACCUGCUGCUUUCAGAGGUUCCUUCGGUGUGACCACGGUGAACUCCAACAUCUCAGUGGGACACGGCCUUCUUGUGGAGCUCCUUAUCACCUUCGAACUGGUCUUCACCAUCUUCGCCACCUGUGAUCCCAAACGCGUCGAUCUAGGAGGCUCUGCUAGCCUUUCAAUCGGCUUUGCUGUAGCUAUUGGUCACUUAUUUGCAAUCCCUUACACUGGAGCCAGCAUGAACCCUGCUCGGUCCUUUGCGCCUGCUCUGAUCACACUUAACUUCGAGAACCACUGGGUGUACUGGGUUGGACCCAUUCUGGGGGGCCUCCUUGCUGCCGGCCUGUACGAGUACCUGUACUGCCCUGAUCCUGAGAUGAAGAAGAGGCUGAAGCAGGUCUUCCAGAAGGACCAGUCAGGGAAAUACAGAGAGGUGGAGACAGAGGACAUCGUCAUCAAGCCAGGAUCCAUCCACCGCAUCGAUCUGGAGAAGGCCGAGAAAAAGGAUCCUUUCAAGGACUCGACGGGAGAAGUGCUGUCUUCAGUAUGACUAUCACGUGCACUGGAAAUGGAGACCAAUCUGUAGAGCAGAAUGACAAUCAAACUUUGGAGCAUCCAUCUUGAGCUUGUCCCCGCUCCAAAGCUGAAUAGGAUUUCUGUCCACCAGGCCUCACAGCAAGACAGAAUUACUUUAAUUGUCAUAAAGCUAAUAUGAUGCUACAGCUCAAUCCCAUAACCUGUUCAAUACUCCUCCCGGGGCCCUCCCUUAACGAUUUUAGUAGCAGUGUUGGCGUGAGGCGCACGCUGCAGAGCGACUGCACAUUGUGUUAUGGAAAUAUGUGUGGGGUCAAGAAAUGAUGUGGGGGCAUCACGCUGAAUUGGAGAAAUGAAGAAGAAAAAGCAGGCUUGUUAUUUUUGGAUUAGUGUCACAUGUGGUCCGUGUACUCUAUGUGUAAUGACAGGAGAGAAUUUCCUUGUAAUCAUUAAGCACAUUAAGGUCCCGAGCAAUGUAAGCAUUACCACCAGAGCUGUGCUACAGUGCUCUCUAUUUUCAGUGCAUUAGUCAGGGAAACAACCAGCUCAUGGACAUGGAGACGUUGUGUUUCUGUAAAAGUCUCUCCACUAUUUGUUGUUUGUUGAUUUAUGCCUAUUACCGCAAGACAAUUUAAUUUUUUCUAAUUAGUAAAAAAUGUGGUACUUAGCUGUUUUUAUUUUAUACAUCUAGAUUUAGAUCUUGUAACACAUUUUGUAUUUCUUUGUA
Molecule: messenger RNA, 1711 nt
Organism: Anoplopoma fimbria (sablefish)
Lineage: Eukaryota; Metazoa; Chordata; Actinopteri; Perciformes; Anoplopomatidae
Gene: aqp4
Product: aquaporin 4
Exons: 5
Coding region: 11-1000 (329 amino acids)
Biological process (GO): transmembrane transport
Cellular component (GO): basolateral plasma membrane; plasma membrane
Molecular function (GO): water channel activity
Source: RefSeq, a predicted model, not a curated record